AGGCUGUGAAUGCAGUGGGGGGUCUCUACCACCCCUGUAGAGGAGGCUCCUCUGAGAGGGUGCCCUGGAGGCCUGAGGAGAGGUGAAAGAGCUUCCAGGGAAAGGUUUGGGCCAGGAUCCCUGGUGUGUAGGGGUGGUACUAGGUUCAGGGUAUGGAAGGAGAAGGUUUGGGGUUUCUGAGUGCCUCCCCUUAGGAGCCCUGGUAAAGAUUCAAUUCCCUUUCUGUUGGGCUCUAAAAAUAGCCUGCUCAAGACCUCAGGGGCUAACCUCCUAAAAAACCUCAGCACCCCCUCUUGGCGUGUAAUCAGAUAAAGUGCCAGGUUCAAAUCUUGCCCCAUGCAGUUGGCUUGCUCUGUGACCUGGGGCAAACCACUCUGGGCCUCAAUUUUCCUUUUCUGCAAAACAUGAGGGGAUGUUCCCUACUUCCUGUGGUGUUUAUAAAUAUUAAAUAAUAAUUAGGUCCUGUAAUAGCUAACACUGUUUGAGCCUGAUGUCCCCAAGGCUUGAUGCUUGGUGGCUAAAUCCUCUAGACAAGCCAGAGUUGUUGCUCUACCCACUGUGUAGAUGAGGAGACUGAGGCCUGGAGCCCCUGAGGCACACGGCAAGGAUCAGCAGUGUGGGGAAUGGAUGCAGAGAAGAAUUUGAGGGGCUGGGUGGGAUUCUUACCCCUGUCCAUUCCCUUCGCUAGGGCCAAUUCCCGUCCCCCCAGCAGCAUGGCUUCCUGUGCUGAACCCUCUGCCGUGGGCCCUGAGCCCGCCACCCUGCCACCUGCUGGAGUCCCACCGCUUGAGGACUUCGAGGUGCUGGACGGGGUGGAAGACGCAGAGGGCGAGGAGGAGGAGGAUGAGGACCUGAGUGAGCUGCCGCCACUUGAGGAUGUGGUGCGGCCCCCACUGGACGAGGCUGAGCAGCCCGGGGCCCUGGCCCGAGAGUUCCUGGCAGCCAUGGAGCCCGAGCCCGAGCCCGCCCCGGCCCCGGAAGAGUGGCUGGACAUCCUGGGGAAUGGGCUGUUGAGGAAGAAGACGCUGGUCCCAGGCCCACCCGGGUCAAGCCGCCCUACCAAGGGACAGGUGGUCACUGUGCAGUUGCAGAUGUCACUGGAGAACGGCACACGGGUGCAGGAGGAGCCGGAGCUGGUGUUCACCCUGGGCGACUGCGAUGUCAUCCAGGCCCUGGAUCUCAGCGUCCCGCUCAUGGAUGUCGGGGAGACAGCCAUGGUUACUGCUGACUCCAAGUACUGCUAUGGCCCCCAGGGCAGCAGGAGCCCCUACAUCCCCCCGCACGCGGCCCUGUGCCUGGAAGUAAUACUGAAGACGGCCGUGGACGGGCCUGACCUGGAGAUGCUCACUGGGCAGGAGCGCGUGGCCCUGGCCAAUCGGAAGCGGGAGUGUGGCAAUGCCCACUACCAGCGGGCUGACUUCGUGCUAGCCGCCAACUCCUACGACCUCGCCAUCAAGGCCAUUACCUCCAGCACCAAAGUGGACAUGACGUUUGAGGAGGAAGAGCAGCUCCUGCAGCUGAAGGUGAAGUGUCUGAACAACCUGGCGGCCUCGCAGCUGAAGCUGGACCACUACCGCGCAGCACUGCGCUCCUGCAGCCUUGUGCUCGAGCACCAGCCAGACAACAUCAAGGCGCUCUUUCGCAAGGGCAAGGUGCUGGCCCAGCAGGGCGAGUACAGUGAGGCCAUCCCCAUCCUGAGGGCGGCCUUGAAGCUGGAACCUUCCAACAAGACGAUCCACGCAGAGCUCUCGAAGCUGGUGAAGAAGCACGCAGCCCAGCGGAGCACAGAGACCGCCCUGUACCGGAAAAUGCUAGGCAACCCCAGCCGGCUGCCUGCCAAGUGUCCUGGCAAAGGUGCCUGGCCUCUUCCCUUUAUCCACAGUCCAUCCCGUGGAAGUGGCUGUUUGGGGCGACUGCUGUCGCCCUGGGGGGCGUGGCGCUCUCUGUGGUCAUCGCUGCCAGAAACUGACUGCCCAGGUGGCUGCCACCUCCUCUGCACACCAUGGACCCCACCCUGUGCUCCCGAACUUCCCCAGACUCCUUGUCCACUGCCCUAUCUAGCCUAUCCCCCUCCCCUGGGGGGGUGCAGCGAGGUUUGGGGGUCGUGUGGCCCAGCAAGCAGGAGGGACUGAGGCCCUAUAGGAGGAAAGUGAGGCAGGGCCGGGGCCCCACGUCCAGCCCAGAGGGAGGGGGCCCUCAUUCCUCCAGACCCAAUUCCCACCCCGACUCCCACCCCCCUGAGUUAGGUCUCAACAGGGGCCGGCCUCAGUUUCCCCUUCCCAACAGGCCUGGGGGCAGCCCUUCUCCCACCCAAACCUUGUCCAAGUGCCAUCCCCUCUUGCCCUGCCUGCUGCCCUCUGUCCAGGCUCCCCCCACCGUGAAAUAAAGCCUCCCACCCCACA
Diceros bicornis minor is the source of this 2402-nucleotide messenger RNA. RefSeq names its product FKBP prolyl isomerase 8 (gene FKBP8). The record is from RefSeq and is a predicted model, not a curated record. The transcript is spliced from 8 exons. The coding region runs from base 624 to 2132 and encodes 502 amino acids. NCBI's taxonomy places the organism in Eukaryota, Metazoa, Chordata, Mammalia, Perissodactyla, Rhinocerotidae. Gene Ontology annotation, molecular function: protein binding; peptidyl-prolyl cis-trans isomerase activity.